GUUUCUAUUGCGAGUGGCUUAUUUUUUUGCUUUUCCUCCAGCCGUUUGUUGAGGUUGCUCCUGCAACGAGAUAGCUGUAUCACUCGAGUGCUAAACGUGGCUGCAUCAACAACCGAGUGCUAAAGAGAAGCUCUUCCGCAAGGUGAAAGAAUUAUCCCCGGCACGACUUCGACGCGUCUACUCUAUUCGUUGGUCUACUCUCUACUUAAAAUCGACAUCCUUGAUUGUACUAACUAGUUGUUUUCGCCCUCUGGAUGUCGAAGACGCCGUCUGUUUUGGACGACAAUUCAUCGCACGACAAAGACUGCAGUUCAUUGUCGCGGCACUAGCACUGCUAGCACGACCCACCAACCAUGACGCUCCUGGGCCGCGCGAUUCGCGGCCAGUACAAGGCUGCUCUGCAGCACCAAUCAACCAAACCGGCGUUCUACAGUUCACCCUUCGCUUUCAACCGCAACUUUGCGACCGCGGUGGCCCCGGCUUCCUCCGUGACGACGACCAGCCCGACCGCACCGCUGAAGCUGAUUUCGCAAGUGCAGAGGAACAUCCUCACGGAUAUGCUGAGCAAAAACGUCCCCACCCCAUAGUUAAGCUUGUAAAUCUGCAACACAAAUCUUCAAGUUUUGGGAGUUGUGCAUGACAAGUUUUCAUCUGCAGUAUUGUGGUGCUUGGCAAGGGAAGCCGCAUGGGAAAGCCAUUUUCUCAUGCUGUUUACAGCAUUACAAAAGCCAAAACACGACUGGAAACGCCUGUCAUGGGAAUGCGCAUUACAGAUGCUCCUGCCAUUGCACAUUUGCAUGACAACUCUGGGGUGCGGACGUUUUUACACAGGAUAACGGAGGCGCAGCGCUGCAUCAUCCUGGCCGGGCUGGCGCAGAACCCGAACGUGCCACAGUACGACAAUCCGAUCGGGACGCCGAACAAUGACAUGCGGCGGUUCGGCGACGUGCCCCACGGGUACCGGCACGGGCACCUGGUGAACUCGCUAUCAAAUGCAAAAAAGUCUGGGUCUGGGAGAUUCCGAGCUUUGUCAUGCAGUUUUUCCAAGUUCCCCCACGUCUGGAAUGCAGGGCCUAGCAUCACAGGUUCUGCAGCUCCUUGGUGACGCGUGUUCUGCAUGAGAAAUGCUCUCUCAGCAUGGCCAGAAGUGGGCACCUUUUGCACGUUAUGCAUCACAGAUCUUUGUAGGAUCCGAAACACGCAUCACAAGUUCGCAUCCUUCCAGACCCAGACAUUUUUGCAUUUGAUACUCGCAGCACACCCGCAACACCGCCCAGUACACGAAAAAGUUGCUGCCGAUCAUCUACUACGCAUUUUUGCAAAAGCAUCGCUAUCGGUUCUCGACGUGGGUGGAACUGGAAUCGCAUUUACAAUACAAAUUUCAUCUCCGGGAUGAACACAUAGGGAAAAGUUUGUCAUGCUGGAAAGGGUAAAAGAAAGAUAUGUGUCAUGACUAAUUCGCAUUUCGUACGACUGCGAGCAAAAUGCUUUGGCACUGCAUACCUACUUUCACUUCGUCGAGGUGGUGUGGCUGCUCAUCAUGUACCAGUUUUCGUAAACGAGAACGAGGGUCUGGGUGCUUCACCGUUUACGCUCACUUGCUGCAGAACGAGUGGCACUUUACAACAACUACAGAUGUUGCUGCAGGAGGUUGAAGCUCAGGCUCUGUUUCAUGCCGUGCUGAGGUGUGUGAUGUAGAUGUACACCAGAUGGUCCUUGUCUGGCAGGUCGUCCCUAUAGUAUAAGCCGCAAGAGUUGAUAGAACAAAGACAAAGACGAGAAAUAGGAGCAACUUCAACAUCAAACUAGAGAUCAUCGCGAGGACAUCAAAAAAAUGGCUUGGACGAGGUUUUGGAGGCAUUAAUCAACACGAUAAAAGAUUAUAUCAUGCGUUUGAGGAACAAGAAAGGUGCCAGUGUGUGGUUGGGAUAGGUAAAGGUAUUCUGGUGUGCUAUAAACGAUUUCAAAAUAUUUUAUUUUACCUGUGGUUUUAGUAUGUGCAGAUCGAUGCAGGAAGCAGGGCCGCACAUGGGACAUUCGGCGGUAUAUGUUGUAUUCUCGAAUUCAAAUGUGCAGAAAGACAUGCCAAA
This is a messenger RNA of Amoebophrya sp. A120, 2090 nucleotides long. NCBI's taxonomy places the organism in Eukaryota, Dinophyceae, Syndiniales, Amoebophryaceae. The record is from the annotation of a GenBank genome assembly.